This is a messenger RNA of Phragmites australis (common reed), 1226 nucleotides long. Its product is annotated as protein IN2-1 homolog B. The record is from RefSeq and is a predicted model, not a curated record. Lineage: Eukaryota; Viridiplantae; Streptophyta; Magnoliopsida; Poales; Poaceae. The transcript has 10 exons. Gene Ontology annotation, molecular function: glutathione transferase activity. The coding region runs from base 31 to 1053 and encodes 340 amino acids.
CCGAAGGCCGGAAGGACAGCCAGCCACACAAUGUCUGUGUACCUGCACCACGUUCGCGUCCAGGUGAAGCCGGCCGAGCCAUUUGAGCGACCCCAUCGUCCACACCACGCGACCGCCCGGGCUGACGUGUCCACUCCACCUUUCACGCUCCCGUCUGGACACUUCACCUCGCUCAUGAAUUCUCUCGCUUUCCCUCGCUGCCCGUCACCACUGACGCCCGCCUCCAUUCCCGUCCCUUCGGCGCGUAUAAAGAUUCGUCGCUCGCGGCGGGCAGGAGCAGCCAACCACCACCUCUCCCAGCGGAGCUCCUCCCGGAUCGUCGCCAUGGCAGCCGCCGCACCGGCAAGCUCCGUGAAGGAAGUGCUCCCGUCUCCCCUGACUUCCGCCUCCGAGCCCCCUUCCCUUUUCGAUGGCACCACCAGGUUGUACGUUGCGUAUCAUUGCCCGUACGCGCAGCGCGCUUGGAUUGCCAGGAACUGCAAGGGUUUGCAGGAUAAGAUCAAGAUAGUCGCGAUCGAUCUGGCAGACAGGCCUGCUUGGUACAAGGAGAAGGUUUACCCAGAGAAUAAGGUGCCUUCCCUGGAGCACAACAAUCAGGUGAAAGGAGAGAGCUUGGAUUUGGUUAAGUACAUUGACAGCAAUUUCGAAGGCCCGUCGUUGCUUCCUGAUGAUUCUGCAAAGAAGCAGUUCGCUGAGGAGCUGCUUGCGUAUACCGACGAGUUCAACAAAGCACUAUACUCUUCCAUAGUUUCCAAGGGAGAUGUAUCCCAAGAAACUAUCGCUGCUCUGGAUAAAAUAGAAGCUGCUCUGGGAAAGUUCAGCGAUGGUCCGUUCUUCCUUGGUCAGUUCAGCUUGGUGGACAUUGCGUAUGUCCCAUUUAUUGAAAGAUUUCAGAUUUUCUUUUCCAACAUAAAGAACUACGAUAUCACAAAGAGCAGACCCAACCUUCAGAAGUUCAUCGAGGAAGUGAACAAGAUUGACGCAUAUACACAGACUAAACAGGAGCCUCAAUUGUUGCUUGAGCACACAAAGAAGCGUCUUGGGAUUGCCUAAACUUGUGACCAAGGAUGGAACUCUUGUCGGUGGACUACCAGCAUAGUAGAUGGAAACUCAUUCGUGUGCUUGCAUGUUAUAUGCUUUGUUUUCUAAUAAGACAUGGCCUUCUGUAUUGACCGUGCGUUUGAAAAUAAACUAGUUGUGCGAACGGGCAGGUAGCCCGAUGGCAA